AGCGCAGCGGGAGGGUGCCCCGGAGGCGGCCCCGCAGCCCCAGCCGCGGCCGGGCGGCUCCCCCCAGCCCGGGGUCUGGCCCCCCACGGCCGGGGGUGGCACCGCUCCGUCCUAGGCUUCGCCCUCUCUUUCGGAGCCCGCUGCUCUUUGCGGGCUGGGAGGGAGCCGCGGGCGUCCGCAGGGCCCCCGCACCUGGGCACGACGCCUCCCAACACAGGACGGAGCUGAACAAUUGGGCUGGCGAACAAUAGCAGCACUGGAAAACAAUGGAGCCGCUGCACCUUCACGCUUAGCACGGCUGCUCAGAAGAAAUCCCAGCUCGAAAACAGGGCCUGGGCCAGAGUCGUCCCUGCGCCGUCACCACUGCAUGAGCAACGCGUAGCCGGGAUCUGCCAGGACAGGUUCUCAUGAAAGAGGAGCGUGAGGAUGGAUUACGGCGGCUGUGAAUACCUGGUCCCUUGUGGAAAAGACAAAUACAUCUCCAAAAAUGAGCUGCUGCUGCACUUGAAGACAUACAACAUCUACUACGAAGGGCAGAAUUUGCAGCUGCGGCACCGGGAGGAGGAAGGCGAGCUCAUCGUUGAGGGGCUGCUGAACAUCUCCUGGGGUUUGCGGCGGCCCAUCCGCCUGCAGAUGCAGGAUGACAACCAGCGCAUCCGCCCACCGCCCUCCUCCUCCUCCUGGCACUCGGGCUGCAACCUGGGAGCGCAUGGGUUGGUGCUGAAGCCCAGCACCUUGCCAGACAUCCAGGUUACAGAUGUGGAUGCCACAAUGAACGCGGAGGGCACCGGUAGCAGCACUGGUGAGACGGAGAUGGAUUUGGCUGCACCACUGCGAGCAGUGCCAUGCUCUGCACCAGCUUCCUUACAUUCCAGUUAUUUUUGUGCUGCGAGGCUGCAGCCAGAGGAGCCGCCGCAGCUGCUGCGGACACGGAGCGAUGUGGGCGUGCGUCACCGGGGCAGCGCCCGCACCCCCAGCGAGCAGCGGCGCAUCCGCCGCCACCGCUUCUCCAUCAACGGGCACUUCUACAACCACAAGACAUCAGUGUUCACACCGGCGUACGGCUCCGUCACCAAUGUCCGGAUAAACAGCACGAUGACGACCCCGCAGGUCCUCAAGCUGCUGCUCAACAAGUUCAAGAUCGAGAACUCAGCGGAGGAGUUCGCGCUGUACAUUGUCCACACCAGUGGAGAAAAGCAGAAGCUGAGGGCCACUGAUUACCCCCUGAUCGCCCGCAUCCUGCAGGGCCCCUGCGAGCAGGUCUCCAAGGUCUUCCUCAUGGAGAAGGACCAGGUGGAGGAAGUCACCUAUGAUGUGGCUCAGUACAUCAAAUUUGAGAUGCCUGUCCUCAGGAGCUUCAUUCAGAAGCUGGAGGAGGAGGAGGAUCGUGAAGUGAAGAAGCUGAUGCGCAAAUACUCCAUCCUCCGGCUGAUGAUCGAACAAAGGCUGGAAGAGAUCUCUGAAGGGCCAGCAAGGCUGUGAAGCAGUUUGCAGCACUGCGCCCUGCUUACAAUGCACGAGGUUUGCAUAAAGGACAUCCUGCACUGAACCCUAAAUGCUCAUUGCUCUGGGAGCGGACCCACCUGCCUGGACCACUCCGUCUUCGAGCCAACCCAGCCUCCUGCAUCAGGCAGAGCAGUUCAGGCAGCUUCGAUGCAUCUAUUGCCAUGUCUGGAUGUCACCCAAAAAAUUCAAGCUCAUGGGGUGCCGGCACACUCAGGGUAGCCCCGUCCCAUGCAUGGGACUUGGCAGCUUCUUUGCAGCAUCCUCAGACAGCUCCUUCUCUGCAAAUGCUUUUUCUGCUCCUUUCUGUACACAGACAGCCAGGUGCAGGGCACUGGCCAGCAGCAGCACAAUUGGCUUCGGCUGAAACCUCAAAUGCCUGUAAACCCCAGCUAAAAAAUAGAAGAGAUUCAGGAGAAGGGCAAAGCCGCUGAAUAUGGGGACGAGAGGGGCUGCAAGUGUUCAAGAGCAAUAACUUCAGCUCCAUUUGGCGAUGCUCUCUUCCAUGGUUCGCAUGCGCAGUGCCUGGAGGAGGCCAAAUAGCACAAAUAAUGCCUCUCAGAUUUUUUUUUUUUUAAAGCACAUUUCUAUUGCAAUAAUUCACAGGUGAUGGGAAGGUUUUGUACAUCCCUAAAGGACCUCUGAGAAUUGCUUUCUUCUGCUUUUGCCAUUGAAAGCAAAACAGGAUUGAAUGUUGGACUUACAGUGAAAGAGUUAUUCUGCUGUGUUUCUCCCUUAAAUCUGCAUCUUGUUGCCUAACCCCCCCCCUCUUUCUAAUUUGCACUAAUUUUACUGUGGGAUUUAAAAAAAGAAACAACACACCUGAUGUCAAACCUCUCUGGUAGAUAUAACAUGCCAAAUACUGCUCACAGGAGCCGCUCAUGGUAAUGAGCUGCUCCUGAGGGAUGCUGUAAGGAAACUGGAGCAGCACAGGAACAGAUCAUCUGUGAACUCUCCUCAUCUCAUUCUUUUGGGGGGAUUUUGCGUGUUUGUGCAUUGCUGGUGUUGAAAUUGAGUCUGGGGGAUGUUUCUCCUUGUGCGUGAGGAUGGCAGGAGGGGGGAGAGACAAAAAUAGGUUUGUUUUGCAAGGCAAAUGCCUCUCUCCUUCAACGCUAUACCAGCAAUAUCAAUUUUAUACCUCGAUGUGAACUAAAACUCUGAUUUUGUCCCUUAGUUUUUUUACGAUAUAUCUUUGUAACUUUUUUUAAUGGUACCUUUUACACCUUUAACACGUUACAAAAAGUAUUGUCCAGUGACAAAAGCGUUUCAUGUAUUUGGAGGACAACUGUGGCAUUGCUUCAUUUAUUAACAAGAAAAAAAGUCUGUAGCAACUUAAUACCAUGUGGAAGCACAUGAGUUAGAACCUGUUUUGUUCAAAAUAAAGCACUUUGUGGAUAGAAA
Molecule: messenger RNA, 2904 nt
Organism: Cygnus atratus (black swan)
Lineage: Eukaryota; Metazoa; Chordata; Aves; Anseriformes; Anatidae
Gene: RASSF2
Product: Ras association domain family member 2
Exons: 12
Coding region: 427-1482 (351 amino acids)
Biological process (GO): signal transduction; regulation of non-canonical NF-kappaB signal transduction; positive regulation of JNK cascade
Cellular component (GO): nucleus; cytoplasm
Source: RefSeq, a predicted model, not a curated record